CCUCUUUCACUAUUAUCAAUCUUCAUUGUCAUAGUUAAUAUCAAACUGCAUAUAUAUACUAAUCUCAACACUGCAAAACCACCCGUAAUCAUGGGGGAAAACAUCAUGCUUCUGCAGCUGGCCUGGAUUUUCCUCUCCGGCCUAGCUUUAACAUUGGCCGCCACCAAUUCCACCACCAUCCCCGACACGUUCAACAUUUCAAAAGCCCCCGUCAUCACCAAGCCUGGUUGCCCCAGCAAAUGUGGCAACCUCACCGUCCCCUACCCUUUCGGCAUCGGUAGAGGCAGCGGCUGCGGCAUUGACCCCUGGUUCGAACUCAACUGCAGCAACGCCUUUGACCCUCCCCGAGCCUACCUCGGCAAUAUUCAAAUAUACGAUAUCUCCGACAACCAAAUGCGCAUCUCCAACGUCAUGGCCAGGAGAUGCUACGACAGAGCCGGCGACGUUUCCCAGACAAACUACGCCUCCUCAGACAUCACCGGAACUCCUUACAGCUACUCCUCGCUGAACAAGUUCACCGUCCUUGGCUGCGAUGAUUUCGCUCUGGUCACCGGCGGCGGAGGCCGGAACUUCACAAGCGGCUGCGUUUCGCUCUGCUCGAGAGCAGAAGAUGUGAUCAGUGGAUACUGCUCGGGUAUAGGCUGCUGCCAGACUUCCCUGCCCAAGGGGCUCAAAUUCUACUUGACGGAUCUGAGCAGCUUGAGGAAUCAUACGGGGGUUUCAUCAUUCAACCCGUGUAGUUAUGCGUUUCUUGGAGAGGAACAACGGUUCGUUUUUCGUGGGGCGUCCGACCUCUCCGACCCGAAUUUCAUGCAACGGGUCCUGACUACGGUGCCCAUCGUGCUUGACUGGGCGAUUGGGAAUUUGACUUGUGCAGACGCGGAGAAAGCUGCAGAUUAUGCCUGCAAGGCUAACAGUUACUGCGUUGAUUCAGAUACGGGGUUGGGUGGGUACCGGUGCAGCUGUAACAAAGGGUACGACGGCAACCCGUAUCUCGAUCCGGGUUGCACAGAUAUCGAUGAAUGUGCGGACCCAAACCUUAAUGACUGCGAAAAGUUUAUGUGCAUCAACACUCUGGGAGGUUUUAACUGUUCUUGUCCACAUGGAAUGUAUGGGGAUGGCAGAGAGGAUGGUCGAGGUUGCAACGCUUAUACAUCGGAGUUUCCUGUAAUGAAGGUGGCUUUAGGUAUUGGGUUCGGGUUUUUAUCCCUAGUGAUCGCAGUAACUUGGCUAUACUUUAGCCUCAAGAAAAGAAAGAUCAUAAAACUCAGGGAAAAAUUCUUCCAGCAAAAUGGUGGUUUGUUACUGAAACAACAAAUCUCUUCCAACGAAGGUUCUGUGGAUCAAUCCACCAAAAUAUUCACGGCUGAAGAGCUGGAAAAAGCUACCAAUAACUAUGCAGAUGAUAGAAUCCUUGGCAGAGGUGGAUACGGCACCGUCUACAAGGGAAUUCUACCUGAUAAUCGCAUAGUUGCUAUCAAGAAGUCCAGAGUGAUGGAUGAAAGUCAAAUAGAACAAUUCAUCAAUGAAGUAGUCAUUCUCACACAGGUCAAUCAUCGAAACGUUGUCAAGCUUUUGGGAUGCUGUUUGGAAUCCGAGGUCCCUUUAUUAGUCUAUGAAUAUGUCUCCAAUGGGACACUCUUUGAGCACAUCCACAACAAAGGUGCAAUGACUUGGUUAUCCUGGGAGAAUCGUUUACGGAUUGCCUCUGAAGCUGCCGGUGCCCUGUCUUACCUUCAUUCAGCAGCUUCAAUUCCCAUUAUCCACAGGGAUGUAAAAUCGGCCAACAUUUUACUAGACGAAUCUUACACAGCCAAGAUAUCAGAUUUCGGGGCUUCCAGGCUAAUCUCCCUGGACCAAACAGAAGUAACAACGCUGGUCCAGGGGACACUAGGAUACCUGGAUCCUGAAUACUUCCACUCAAGCCAAUUAACUGAAAAAAGUGAUGUCUACAGCUUUGGGGUGGUGCUUGCGGAACUCCUGACAGGGAAAAGGCCGAUCGACAUGGAAAGGGGACAAGAAGAACGAAACCUGGCAACUUAUUUCAUCAUGGCAGUAAAAGAAAAUCGACUGUUCCAAAUCCUGGAGCCCCGAGUGGUUAGAGAGGGAUCCCUGGAGCAGCUCCAGGCAACUGCUCAACUAAUAAAGAGAUGUUUACAUCUGAAUGGGGAAGACAGGCCGACGAUGAAGGAAGUGGCUAUGGAACUUGAAGGUUUGAGGAAGUUUACUAAGCAUCCAUGGGCUCAACAACCUGUUCAUCAUGAAGAAUCUGUGGGGUUAUUAAUGAGUGAUCAGAUGGGAUCUGCAGAUCUUUAUACUGCUCCAAUUACUUCAGCUGAUCUAUACACUGUUCCAAUCAGCUCAUAUAACAGCACUGGAGAAUCCUCAGGGCAGUACAGCUUGAACAGCACUCCAAGUCAGAUGUUCUUCCCCCAUGUGAACAGCCCUCGUUGAAGAGAAUGCGUGCGUGCCAAAAUUUGGUGCUAUGUUUUGAUUUAGUUUUGCUAUUUCCGUUUCUCGUGCUCGUUGUAGAUUUUUAUGUUCAUUCAAUUGUUGUAUGCUUGCAAACGUACUUGUCAUGGAUUUUACUGGAUGUGAGUUCUUCUAAUAGGAAUGUAAGGCUAGUCGCCUCCCCUCCCAUUUGAAAAUAAGCACCAACAUUGGUAAAUGUAAAUUCUCUUGCUGGAGACAA
This is a messenger RNA of Sesamum indicum (sesame), 2692 nucleotides long. RefSeq names its product wall-associated receptor kinase 2. Gene Ontology annotation, biological process: protein phosphorylation; cell surface receptor signaling pathway. Gene Ontology annotation, molecular function: calcium ion binding; ATP binding; polysaccharide binding. Gene Ontology annotation, cellular component: plasma membrane. The record is from RefSeq and is a predicted model, not a curated record. NCBI's taxonomy places the organism in Eukaryota, Viridiplantae, Streptophyta, Magnoliopsida, Lamiales, Pedaliaceae.